CCUUGCAGUUACGAAUGCCUUCGAAGGCACUGUAUUCGUUAAUGCGAACUUUUCCGCACAAAUGACGGCCACGGAUUACGUUACGCAGCUCUUCCCUCUGUUCAAUCAAGCGCAGAUUGAGGAAACAGUGCAGCAGUAUACGAAUAUCGGACUGAACACCGUCAACGAUCAAGCAAUUGCGAUUAUGGGAGAAUCUAUCUUCAUUUGUCCGACGUAUCGCUUACUUUCGGCAUUCCCUGGGCGUUCUCAUAAGGGCUUAUUUGCUGUGCCACCGGGCGAGCACGGCAAUGAUGUAGCCUACUACUUCCCUGGAACCAUUGGCCCGCCGUUCAAAAAUCCUCAGUUCUCUGCUUCUUUUUCAGGCUCGUUCCUCGGAUUCGUCAAAUUUGGGGACCCUAAUAUACACCCUGUUAACAAUGAUAUCACUCCGGCCUGGAAAACGUUUAGUCAAGGAAACACGGAAAUGCUCUUCAACAGGACUGAAGACUUCCAGCCGGAUAUUCGGCCCUUCACGACUGAUCCGGCAUUGUUGGAGCGAUGCGAGUCAGUGCAAAUACUUUUUUUCACUGGCUCUAUAGAUCGUUUAGGUUACUAA
Messenger RNA from Fomitiporia mediterranea MF3/22, 595 nucleotides. RefSeq lists its product as uncharacterized. The record is from RefSeq and is a predicted model, not a curated record. The annotation marks the transcript as partial. The transcript has 4 exons. NCBI's taxonomy places the organism in Eukaryota, Fungi, Basidiomycota, Agaricomycetes, Hymenochaetales, Hymenochaetaceae.